Molecule: messenger RNA, 1490 nt
Organism: Bursaphelenchus okinawaensis
Lineage: Eukaryota; Metazoa; Nematoda; Chromadorea; Rhabditida; Aphelenchoididae
Source: the annotation of a GenBank genome assembly
AUGCCCAUCCACAACCUGUCCUUCUUCGACUCGCCUUCUUUCAACUUCUCCGACACUGAUCUCGACAUUAAUUCGGCUGUCAACGCGGCUCAACUUCAUCGAUGCAAAGAAGAAGCCUUCCGGAUGUAUAUAGCCAUCUUGGUGGUAACGACGGCACUAAUAGGACUACUUUUAUCACUUUACGUCUUCUUCAUAUCAUUGGUCAACAUUCGGGGCGAUUAUCGACUGUUCGUCGCUAAUCUGGCGUUUGUGGACAGUGUUUGUGGUAGGUGUAUGAAAGUUUUGAAAUUUUAAAUAUUUUUUUUAUUUUAAAAAAUUUUUUGAAAGAAUACUAUGUAAACAUACAUAUUCCAAGUCAUAAAUAAUGCUUUAGCUUGACUUGAUCCUAAUUUUUACAAUUUUCAGCGUUACUGUAUGCGUUUAUGGGCUAUGUGAACUUGUCAGCUCAUUUCCGCUUCCCAGUGAGUAUAAUGACAUACUCUGCCUUUGCCUUUUAUGGGUCAUUUGGCAUCAUGAUCUGUGCUUUGGUACCUGUAUCGAUAAGUAGGAUCGUAGCCGCUUCAAAGCCGAAAACAUACGACCGACUGUUCAGUGGUACGUUUGUUGAUUUUUCGUACUAUAAUUGGUCAAAAAGUAAUGAGAAAAUUCAAAACAUGGCAAUUUUGUCAAAAAUUGACAAAGCAUUUUUAAACAUAUGUUAUUGUUCUGAAAGAUACCAUAAUAUAAAGUAUUAUCGUCAACUUAAAAUAACUAAAACAACUCUUAAAUCUUCUAGGCUACCGAGCAUUUAUCGUAUGUGCAGUAAUGGACCUCUUACCAGUCAUCUUACUAGUCGUCAUAUGUACAGCUCAUCAUGACAUAGCACGAAGACUGUUCUUUGCCUAUGCAUCACUGACUGUCAUUGCACAUGGAGUUACAUUCGUAUCAAACUUUUUGGUGUUCUGGUUGGUCGCUAAUCACAUAAAGGUAGUAGAAUGUCUGCAUGAUCGUACGAGGCUUCUGGAGACGAGACAAGUCGCUGUAGCUACAUUGGCUCAAGCUGUGGUCCCGCUGAUUUGUCAGGUAGGGGUUUUGAUUAAAUAAAGGGUGGAUUCUUACUGUAAAGUUGAAAGUUCCAUGAUUAAUAUCGAGUUUAAUAUCAAAAAUCAAAGAGUAUGACAUACAUUUAUGUAACUAAGAAAAUAUCUUUUCAGGUCCCAGCCUUCCUAGCACUAUCAUCAGCCCUACUGUUAAUCGAGCCAAUCACUCAUCAGAAUGUCAUAGUAAUCACACAGUUAUGGCUAUCAGCUUCACCUCUGCUUGACUCAUUAAUCACCUUAUUUGUCAUCAAACAAUAUCGUAUUCAAACCUUGGCCUGUGGCUCUUUUUUUCUCCAAUUGGACAGGUGUCUAGGCCAGCCAAAGACAGUGAGCAACAGUCUGGAGCAGAACCAGAUCAGCUCUUACUUUAUGGGUAUACCUAAAACACUUAAAAGUACUUCGAACGUGUAG